Molecule: messenger RNA, 1960 nt
Organism: Phacochoerus africanus (Common warthog)
Lineage: Eukaryota; Metazoa; Chordata; Mammalia; Artiodactyla; Suidae
Gene: PSMD5
Product: proteasome 26S subunit, non-ATPase 5
Exons: 10
Coding region: 118-1632 (504 amino acids)
Biological process (GO): proteasome assembly
Cellular component (GO): cytosol
Source: RefSeq, a predicted model, not a curated record
CUCAGUCCUGCCAAAACUCAGGGAACAGAGGCUGCGCCAGGCGGAUCUCGCGAGGUUCGGGAAAAUGCGCCGGGAAGAGGGCCGGCACCUAGGCAAACCCCGGCGGGAGGGGGCAAAAUGGCGGCCCAGGUGCUGGCGCUCCUGAGGGAGGUGUCGCGGCUGGAGGCGCCGCUGGAGGAGCUGCGCGCUCUGCAAUCGGUGCUGCAGUCGGUGCCACUCAGCGAGCUCCGUGAGCAUGCUGCGGAACUGCGCCUCGGUCCGCUUUUCUCCCUGCUCAACGAGAACCAUCGGGAACAGACUACUUUGUGUGUAUCCAUCCUGGAGAGAUUGCUUCAAGCUUUAGAGCCAGUUCACGUGGCUCGGAACCUCAAGGUUGACCUGCAGAGGGGACUUACUCAUACCAAUGAUUCUGUAAAAAUCCUCACUCUGUCCCAGGUUGGAAGAAUUGUUGACAGUUCUGAUGCUGUUACUGAGAUUCUAAAUAAUGCUGAAUUACUAAAACAAAUCGUUUAUUGUAUUGGUGGAGAGAAUCUGUCUGUAGCUAAAGCGGCCAUUAAAUCCCUGUCAAGAAUAUCAUUGACCCAAGCUGGACUGGAGGCUUUGUUCGAAAGUAAUCUGCUAGAUGAUUUGAAAAGUGUGAUGAAGACAAAUGACAUUGUUCGAUACAGGGUGUAUGAGCUAAUUGUGGAGAUUUCCUCCGUGUCACCAGAAUCUUUAAACUACUGUACCACCAGUGGAUUGGUAACACAGCUCCUCCGAGAACUGACCGGUGAGGAUGUGCUGGUCAGAGCCACCUGUAUAGAAAUGGUGACAUCACUGGCAUAUACUCAUCAUGGACGACAGUACCUUGCUCAAGAAGGAGUCAUUGAUCAGAUUUCUAAUAUAAUUGUUGGGGCGGAUUCAGACCCUUUCUCUAGCUUCUAUUUGCCAGGAUUUGUGAAGUUUUUUGGAAACCUGGCUAUCAUGGAUAGUCCUCAACAAAUCUGUGAGCGUUAUCCUGUCUUUGUGGAGAAAGUCUUUGACAUGACAGAAAGUCAGGACCCCACCAUGAUUGGUGUAGCAGUGGACACGAUUGGAAUCCUGGGAUCCAAUGUUGAAGGAAAACAGGUUUUACAGAAAACAGGAACUCGCUUUGAACGAUUGCUCAUGAAAAUAGGAUAUCAAGCAAAGAAUGCCUCAACAGAGCUCAAAAUUAGGUGUUUGGAUGCAGUUUCCUCUCUUUUCUAUUUACCACCUGAACAGCAGACUGAUGACCUCCUGAGGAUGACAGAAUCCUGGUUUUCUUCUUUAUCUCGGGACCCGCUGGAGCUCUUCCGUGGCAUCAGUAAUCAACCUUUCCCUGAACUACACUGUGCUGCCUUAAAAGUGUUUACGGCCAUCGCAAACCAACCCUGGGCUCAGAAACUUAUGUUUAACAGUCCAGGUUUUGUAGAAUAUGUGAUGGACCGGUCCGUAGAGCGUGACAAAGCUUCGAAGGAUGCCAAAUAUGAACUGGUAAAAGCGCUUGCCAAUUCCAAGACAAUUGCAGAAAUCUUUGGUAACCCAAAUUAUUUGAGGCUUAGAACUUACCUGAGCGAAGGUCCAUACUAUGUGAAACCUAUUUCCACGACAGCAGUGGAAGGAGCAGAAUGAUUUCUUCUAGAGUCUAGACCAUUUAUUGACCAAAAUUUCUUCUGAGGCAUUUGACUCCAUAUGUGUUUUACAAAACAGAAACUUCCCUACCACCAAAAUUAUCAUGGAAUAUCUGAUGUAAUCUUACCAUUAACAUUUGUUGUGUUUCUACAUUGAAAUUCAGUGUAAAACCAGGAAAGCAGACAAACUUGAUCAUAAUUGAACCAGACAGUUCUCAGAUUCCUUUGACUGCCUUAGUCCUUGCAAAAAGAUGGAAGAAGUUUUAUUUUCCCCCCAGAAAAUUUUUGUGGACUUACUAUAUUAUUUUAAAAUUCACUUCAUCUAAAAU